Messenger RNA from Macaca mulatta (Rhesus monkey), 1911 nucleotides. RefSeq lists its product as uncharacterized. Gene Ontology annotation, biological process: regulation of DNA-templated transcription. The record is from RefSeq and is a predicted model, not a curated record. Lineage: Eukaryota; Metazoa; Chordata; Mammalia; Primates; Cercopithecidae.
UCUGGCGGGGCCUUCGUCUCUCUCUUUGCAGCACUACUGGGUCUUCUGUGCUCGGCGUGCUCGGCGCUGGGAAGCCCGGGUGGCCGCCACAGCCUCUUGCCCUUUGACCUGCAAGUAUCAGGAGAUCCAUAGCCAAGAAGCCUGGACACCCGGGAAGCUGGGAAAUGGUGUGAUUUGUCCAGAUAAUCUCACCUGAGAAGGAAUCCCAGAGAAGAAGGAAGAAGAGGAAGAAAUGGCUGGUUCUCAGGGACUGUUGAUAUUCAGGGAUGUGGCCAUAGAAUUCUCUCCGGAGGAGUGGAGCUAUCUGGACCCGGCUCAGCAGAAUCUGUAUAGGGACGUGAUGUUAGAAAACUACAGAAACCUGGUCUCUCUGGGUAUUGCUGUCUCUAAGCCAGACCUGAUCACCUGUCUAGAGCAAAGGAAUGAGCCGUGGAAUGUGAAGAAACAUGAGACAAUAGGCAGACACCCAGCUGUUUCUUCUCAUUUCACCCAAGACCUCUUGCCAGAGCAUGGUAUAAAAGAUUCAUUUCAAAAAGUGAUACUGGGAAGAUAUGGAAGCUGUGGCACUGAGAAUUUAGACUUAAAGAAAGAUUGGGAAAGGGUGGGUGAAUCUAAGGUGCAGAAAGAAUGUUAUAAUGGACUUAACCAAUCUUUAUCAACUACCCAUACCAAAAUCUUUCAAUUUAAUAAAUGCAUGAACGUCUUUAGUAAACCGUCAAAUCUAAAUAGACAGAAGAUAAGACAUACUGGAGAGAGAUCUUCCAACUGUAAAGAAUGUGACAGUUCCUUUUACAUAUCCUCAAUUCUAACUCCACUUCAGAGAAUCCACACUGCAGAGAAAUCCUACAAGUGUAGACAAUGUGGGGAAGCCUUCAAGCACUGCUCAUGCUUUAUUGAACAUAAGACAGUUCAUAAUGAAGAGAAACAUUUCAAAUGUAAAGAAUGUGGCAAAGUCUUUAAAUCCUUCACAAACCUUUCUAAUCACAUUAUAAUUCAUACUGGAGAGAAACUCUAUAAAUGUGAAGAAUGUGGCAAAGCUUUUAACCACAGUUCAAACCAUGCCAAACAUAAGAAAAUUCACACUGGAGAGAAACCCCAUAAAUGUGAAGAAUGUGGCAAAGCCUUUAACUGGUUCUCAUACCUAACUCUACAUAAAAGAAUUCAUACUGGAGAGAAACCCUACAAAUGUGAUGAAUGUGGCAAAGCCUUUAACCAGUGUUCAAACCUCACUAAACAUAAGAGAAUUCAUACUGGAGAGAAACCCUACAAAUGUGAAGAAUGUGGCAAAGCUUUUAACCGGUGCUCACACCUUACUGAACAUAAAAGAAUUCAUACUGGAGAGAAGCCCUAUAAAUGUGAAGAAUGUGGUAAAGUCUUUAUAUCUUGUUCAAGCCUUUCAAACCAUAAGAGAAUUCAUGCAAGAGAGAAAUGCAACAAAUCUGAAGAAUGUGGCAAAACCUUUAACCACUGCUCAGACCUUAAUGAACAUGAGAAAAUUCAUACCUGAGAAAAAUCCUACAAAUGUAAAAAAUGUGGCAAAGCCUUUAAUACCUGUUCAUGUCUUACUCAGGAUCAGAGUUCAUGUUGAACUAAAGAAUUAUAAAUAUAAUGACUGUCAAAACACCUUUCACAGAAAAAAAUAAUUUUACCACAGAUUAAUUUGUUCAUUAAUGAAACUUUAAUUCUCCGUCUUUUUUUUUUUUUUGGUCUACAUAAAUCUAUCCUUAUGCCAGUACUAUAUUGUUUAAUUACUGUAACAUUGUAGUAAGAGUUUAUAUCAGGAGUGUAAGUUACUGAAUUUUGUUAUCGUUUUUCAGAAUUCUUGUGUGUUUAAUUUUCUUUACAUGUUUAUAUGGAUUUUAGGAAGAGCUUGUCAAUUUCUAUUAAAGAAAAGCUACAUUGGAAUUUGCA